GCUCCUCCCUGCUGGUGGCCCCGGUGCUGGACGCGGGCGCCAGCGAGGUGCAGGUGGUACUGCCGGGCGGCGACAUGUGGUACGACAACCGGGACGGUACUGCCAUCGACUCCGCCCUCCCCGAGCACCGCAACUUCAGCGCCCCCGUCACGCUGGAGUUCAUCCGCUCCUACCUGCGCGGCGGCACCAUGCUGAGCCUGAAGGAGAGGCCGCGCCGCUCCUCCGCGCAGAUGGCUGGCGACCCCAUCUCUCUGGUGGUGGCGCUGGACAAGUCGGGGCAGGCGGCUGGCGAGCUGUACGUGGAUGACGGCAGGAGCUACGCGUUCCAGCGCGGCGCCUACGCCUACCGCUCCCUGCGCUUCACCGCUGACGGCCUGCUGGCCAGCGCGGCCGGCGACCAUGGCGGCAUGCAGCUGGCGGCGCCGCUGCCGGGCUACGACCCGCAGGUGGUCAUCGAUCGGGUGGUGGUGCUGGGGCUGGCGGGCGGCCCGCAGCGCUGGGGCGCCUCCCUGGUGGGCCCCGACGGCGAGCAGCAGCGGCAGCUGGAUGCGGCGCCUGGCCCGCUGUACAACAAGGAAGGGCUGGGCGAUGUGGCGCUGGUGGUGCGCAGGGCGGGCCUGCCCGUGGGCGGCGACUGGGGCAUACGGUUUGCACCCGCGGCCGGCACCGGCGGCAGCGAAAGCUGAGCGGCUCACACAGUUGGCUGGCCGCUGCCCCAGAGCUCUGUGAGCGGGGCGCCGGCAGGGCAUGCUGCUCUGUCUGCUGCUGCCGGCCACGCACCCUUUAAGGUGCCCGUUUUGCUCUUUACAGUGCAGUUUGUUGGUACUUGUGUGCUCCUGGA
Chlorella variabilis is the source of this 841-nucleotide messenger RNA. RefSeq lists its product as hypothetical. The transcript has 4 exons. Gene Ontology annotation, molecular function: alpha-glucosidase activity. Bases 75 to 686 code for a protein of 203 amino acids. Lineage: Eukaryota; Viridiplantae; Chlorophyta; Trebouxiophyceae; Chlorellales; Chlorellaceae. Gene Ontology annotation, biological process: N-glycan processing. The record is from RefSeq and is a predicted model, not a curated record.